AUAUUUUAAGAAGAAUAUUGAAAUAAAAAAGAUGAGAAAGCACAUAGAGAUCGAUGAUUCAGAGUCGAUAUUUGAGAGAGAUCCAGCACAAAGCCAGACCAUGAAUGGCUUCAUGAGAAAAAAGACUCACAGAAGGCAUGAAUCGAUGGUUGAUAGAUUUCCCGAGUUGACAAAUCUUCAGACAAAUAAUAUGAACCAAAAUCAUGAAAGGAUGAGCUCAAUAAAUUUCAGGAAUAUAAAGGGCCAGGCAUCUCCUCGAAUUCAGCCUACUUUUUGUAAAACAAAGAAGCUGGAAACCCUCAGGCUACAUGCAAACCGCUCGGUGAAAGAGCCUCUCAAUAAAGAAUAUGGUACCCCACUGAACAAACAAAGAUUCACGACUAGAUGGGCUCAGGACCCAAAAUAUAUAGGCAUUCUUCAAAAUUUAAAGUUCAAAAGAUCUGCUAAAAAGAUCAAUUUUCUGAAAAAGAAAAGGAAUAAAAAUACAGUAGUUAAUCCUCUUCUUCAAGCUCAAGAGGAUUACUUAAAAGAAGCUUCUCAAAGAGGUGAGACUAUGAGAAAUAUUCCUUCUGCAUUGGUAGAUACAGAGAAGGGUAUAAUUCCUAAUAUGACUCAAAGAGAAAUAAGUCAUCCCUGCCAAGCUCCAAGAAAGCAUCAUAUCAUGGGUAUUAAGUCAAAGAAUGCCAAACUGGACUGAAUGAAGAUUUCUCCUACAUCUUCCCUUCAGACAAGAUAUCAGCUAGCAUUCAAGCAUGAGCCUAUCAAAGAUGAAGUUGAAAAUGACAGGACUUAUUACAGAAGGAGAGAUGAGAUGGCAGAGUUCAAUGAAUCAUAUGUUAAGGUUAAAGGCAUGACUAGGCUUAUUGUCAAGCCCAGUCUUUUGAAAUAAGUAGAAAACAAGGCAAUAUUUGUCAUCAGGAUUAAUAG
Messenger RNA from Moneuplotes crassus, 927 nucleotides. The record is from the annotation of a GenBank genome assembly. Lineage: Eukaryota; Ciliophora; Spirotrichea; Euplotida; Euplotidae.